AUGACGGUGCCCAAUGAUUGGUUGAAGAUCACAUUAGCUAUGUAUAAGUUUACCAAAGAUGCGAGGAUAUGGUGGAAGACCAUGACUAGUGCUCAUGGCAUUGACAGUAUGAGUUGGGAUACUUUUAAGGAGCUUUUCUCUGAGAAGUACUUUCCGAUAACUAAAAAGAGGGAAUUGAGAAUUGACCUCCUUAAGCAAGGCGAUAUGACGGUGGCUGAGUAUGAGAAUGAGUUCACUUCUCUUUCACCCUUCGCUACUGAAGUGGUAAGGGAUGAAAAUGAGAAGACUUGGAAGUUUGUUCAUGGCCUACAUCAUUCCAUUAGGCCAAGUGUGGCGGCUUUUGAAUUGGGUGUGUAUUCAGAGGCAGUGACAAAGGCAUUGAUAGUUGAAGCUGAGGCUAACGAUUGGCAGACUAAGAGUGAAGGUGUUUUUUCUGAGAGACAGAAAGAGAAGAGGCAUAAGAGUAAUGUAUCUUCUUCUCAGGGUCAGCAGAUGGUGCGAUCUGCACCCAUUAUUUCAGUGUCGAUAGGGUCUCACCAGAUCAAGAUAGUGUGUUAUCAUUGUAGACAGGCAGGUCACUUCAGGCCUGAGUGCCCACAGGGCCGACCUAGAUCCAAUGUUUGUUUCAAGUGUGGCGAGUUAGACCAUAGAAAGAAGGAUUGUCCAUUAAGGGGUGGUAGUGUGAUUGAUAAUGUUGGUUUUCAGCAGGGUUCUCAGAGUUCACGACCCACUAGGGGAGCUACCCCUAGUGCGUCUUUUCACCAGUCAGGUUUCUGUGGUGGUGGUUAG
This is a messenger RNA of Cornus florida, 789 nucleotides long. RefSeq lists its product as uncharacterized. Gene Ontology annotation, molecular function: zinc ion binding; nucleic acid binding. The coding region runs from base 1 to 789 and encodes 262 amino acids. Lineage: Eukaryota; Viridiplantae; Streptophyta; Magnoliopsida; Cornales; Cornaceae. The record is from RefSeq and is a predicted model, not a curated record. The transcript has a single exon.